Molecule: messenger RNA, 5036 nt
Organism: Vespula vulgaris
Lineage: Eukaryota; Metazoa; Arthropoda; Insecta; Hymenoptera; Vespidae
Product: growth arrest-specific protein 2-like
Exons: 8
Coding region: 708-2087 (459 amino acids)
Biological process (GO): actin crosslink formation
Cellular component (GO): actin filament
Molecular function (GO): microtubule binding; cytoskeletal adaptor activity; actin filament binding
Source: RefSeq, a predicted model, not a curated record
GCGUUCGCCGCGGCGCGUUCUCGCGUUCGGUUUAGAGCCGGCUUGUGCCUCUGUGCUUGCCUCGAGACUUUAGACUCGACGGCACUCGGAUUCGGGCAGUGUCGUCUUCUCGGCAGUUGUCGUCGGCAAAGGGGCUGCACACGACACGAACACCGGCCGAUCGUUCGUAAUUCGUCUCCAAACACAAAAUUCUUCUUCCUUCGGCGUACGUUCUUCCGUCCUACGUUUUUUCUUUUCCUGACUAAAUCAAACGGACGAACAAUUUUCGUCGAUCGAACGAAUCCUCUCGAAGGACGACCAAGGACUUCCUUCCAAAUCUAUCGAAACCAGAGCGAUGUUCCUUGGGAUACUUCGGGUAAGAGUCGUGUACUCGGUAGGUACGAGGGUUCGCACAGAUCGUCGAUCGGAUAAGAGCAAAAAGUGGAGAAGGAGAAGAAGACGUAGGAGAAAAAAAGAAGAAGAAGCAACGACAUCACUUUUGUGUAUCGAUUAGAACGAGUGAGACCGAUCGGCCUCGAAGAAAAAUUAAUUUAACGAAGAGCUGCAUUCGAUUUGGAACAUUGUCAUCCUGAUAGCAAAAGGAAUAGAGACAGAAAGAGAUAAAUAGAGAUAAAGAAAGAGAGAGAGAGAGAGAGAGAGAGAAAGAAAAAGAAAGAAAAAGAGAGAAAGAAACAGAGAGAGAGAGAGAGAGGAAGAGAAAUCACAGGAUGUCUUUCGGUGCUAAUCGAUUCCCUUCGAGCCAGCAUACGCGUUAUCGCAGCAGCUGGGGACCGUCUUCCGUUUCCGUCUUCGAUCGUGCAGACGUACCUAGACCAUCUCCAGAAGAAGAGGAGUACGCUGAAUUCUAUCACGAACGAUUGCACUCGGCCCAAAGCAGACAACUAAUCCCGCUUCAGGAGGAUUUGGCCGACUGGAUCAACAAAACGAUAAACGUCGAUUACAUAACGGGCGAUAACUUUUUCGACACGUUGGAUAAUGGCGUGGUGGUUUGCCGACUGGCAAAAGUUAUACAGGAGAAGGCCAGAUCGGCUGUCGACGCUGGAAAGGCGAAAGGGCCGAUCCCGGUGAUAAGAGGACGCUGCUGGGAAAACGCAGCAAGACGUAGCUUCUUCUCUCGCGACAAUAUGGAGAACUUUAUACAAUUCUGUCGUCGUUUGGGCGUACACGAGAAUCUUCUUUUCGAGAGCGACGACCUCGUCUUGCACGGGCAGCCUCGAAACGUCGUACUCUGCCUAUUGGAAGUAGCUAGAUUGGCGGCUAGGUAUUCUUUGGAACCACCUGGUCUCGUGCAACUGGAAAGAGAAAUCGCCGAGCAAGAACGAGAUCUGCGUUGUCUCUCGGACAGCGGAAUUUCUCACAGUAGUCUCGUCUCCUGGCAAUUCGCAUCUCCCUCGCCUACGGCAACGCCCCGGCCUCAAACUGAAAAGAUCAAGCACAGUAGUUCAACGUCGGAAGUAGCGGAUAUGACGACUCGUUGGUUGGAUCCAACGACUGGUGCCACUCACGAGCCCGAAAUGAGACGAUCCGUUAGCGACAAUGGACCAGCCGGUAGCGACGGGGUACCUAGCGAUACCACGGAGGACGAUUGGUCGCGCGGUAGCGUCGAGGAUCCCGAUGACGUUCCUUCGCCGUCACCCUCGCCAACUAGUUCGCCAUCUCCAACGCAAUCGCCGGCGGAACCUCCGGAAUACACGGGACCGAUCACGGAACUCGAUCGCAAGGUGCGGAGAGUCACGGAAGCCGUUCAAAGGCUUUGCCAAUGUCCAUCCGGUAAAUGCUCGAGGUUGAAAGUACGCAAAGUCGGAGAGGGUCGAUAUCACAUCGCAGGCCGCAACGUAUUUAUAAGGCUUCUGAAAGGAAGACACAUGAUGGUAAGAGUGGGCGGCGGGUGGGACACCUUGGAGCACUUCUUGGCGAGGCAUGACCCCUGUCAGGUGAGGGCUCUCAACCAAGAGGGUACACCACCUCCUACCCCUUCGUCUAUUUCACGAGGCAGAAAGCACCGCGGCAACGACUUCCUUCGCAUUCACGCCAAGUAUCGUGGCCUUCCCUUGGAACCCGUCCCCAUAUCUGUCUCCGGGCGCUAGCCUAAAAGCCAGCAGCAAGCACGGCAUCAUCGCUCGCACUCCUCGACCCUGCAUAUCACGUAAUAGGGCUACACGGUACUAAUUUACACGGUAGCCGACUAUCUUUCGAAGCUACUCGCCAUUCUCUCUCUCUCUCUCUCUCUCUCUCUCUCUCUCAGACACACACACACACACACACACCCUCUCACACUAACACGCGCGUACACCCUGUGCGUUUUUCUUUGAUUUCACCUUCACGUCGGCUCCCAAGAGAGAGCAUGCGUGUGCGUGCGUAUGUAUGUAUGUAUGUUGUGUGUUUUACGCUCGUUCGUUGUUUACAAUUUUAAUGAUAGCACAGGAAACAAUUGGCGAUAAGCUCGCCUUCUCGUUUUUUCGCGUCCUUCUCUCUUCUCUUUAGUUUUGUAAGAGAAGAAGGAUGUCGGGGAAUACGUUAGUACACUAACGUCCUUCCUUUUCUAGAGAUUUCUAGAAAAUGUAAUGGUUGUCGUGAAACUCGUACGUUCCUACUUUAUCUUCGCAGGUGCCGUUUUUUUUGUCGCCUGAAUUUAUUAACGGAGAAACAACGUAAUUAAUGUGUAAAGGCAUAUGCAGUAUUUAGUUCAAAGUCGAAAUAUUUAUACGAUUAUAGAUGUUUAUAAGAAACAUCGUUUCUCUGAUCGGUUAUCAAGCUUACCGAAGGAAAAUUGGCCUAUAUAGUGCGAGUAUCGUUGAUAGUUAAACCGAUUGGAAAAUAAAACACGUAGACAUAUUUCUUCUCAACGUUAUUAACUUUCAAUGAAUAUUUUCUUUUUUAGCGAUGAAACACAGUAGGUCUUUGAAUCAACAUUGAAACAGGUUCUUGUCCAUUCCAAUGUAAACGUUCCAGCCUUUAGAUUAUGUUCUUUGAACGAAUUAGAGAAAGGAAAAAAAAUGAGCAAAAUGAAAAAACGAAAAGAAAAAAAAAAAGAAGGAAACAAAAGAAAAGAAAAUACGAUAUAUGUUCGGAAUGUACUCGCAACGAAAUAUUUUCGAGGAUAGUUUCGAAGUAUUUAGAGAUAAGUAUUCGAUUAAGCAAAUUUAUUAUCUUUCUCACACAUUCCAAAGAUUCUAAUAUCGUAGCUCGCGUAUUCUCCGACAAGCUUGUCGUACGCACGAUAUGCCUACUGUAUUCUACUUCUCGAUUUAUAUCCAUUUCAAUCUAACGAUAAUAUUUAUAUACAUAUAUCGUAUGUAUAUCGGAUGCACCCAUCUUGCGGUUUUGCACAAGUGUAAAAAAAUCGUGAGUUCAUUCAUUGGGUGGCACACCAUCGUAUAUCAUGAAUAUUCAAUUUUUUACUACGCUUCCUGUAAGAGAAAAAAAAGAAAAAAAAAAGAAAAAGAAAAGAAAAACGAUUCGUACCAACGUCGUAGAGUCUCUUUUGAUCUUCCGAGAUUUUUAUCAACGAUAAAUAACGUGUUCGAUACGUGACACCAAUAUAAAAGUUCACGAUUCUUGUUGAUCCUUGUUUGUAAUACAACGUGUGCGGCUCUCGGAAAUUCUUCGACGGAGAUAAGAAAAAAAAAAAAGUUAUAAAAAAAGUCCGAUGCAGCUUUAAAUAAGUAGUCAUAGCUUGGAAAUAUCGCAAUGACCAAACUUCUUUCCGGCCGAGAUGUAUUCGAGGUUAUUAAAAAAAAAAAAAAAAGAAAAAAAAAGAAAAAAAGAAAAAAGUAAAUACAUAGAAAUGAAGAUAAAAGUUAAAAUAAAAUAAAAUAAAAUAGUAGUAAUGAUAAUAAUGAUAAUGAUAAUGAUAAUGAUAAUGAUAAUGAUAAUGAUAUUAAUAAUAAAGAAAAUAGUAUUUUACGAUCGAUCAAUUCUAGAAUGCAUAAUCAAUCUGUCGAUGAACACACGAAGCCCCAAUGAAACUCUCUGUGAUUUUCGCAAGAUAAUCCGUUUGUAAAUUGGAAAUGCGUGCGAUCAUUAUUACAAAGGAAGAAAGUGCAAUUAGUCUCAGGUAGAAUGUUGUGCGUAUAAAGGAAAGAAAGAAGAAAAAAAAAAAAGUUUUGCCUUCUCCAUUUAUAAUUAAUAGGGAAAGAAAGAAAAAACAAUACCAACGGAGUCGCCUCUAUAAUCGGAUUAACAUUAAUAAAUAAUAAGAUUUGAUAACUUAACAAUAUACAUUUUGAUAUGACGAUAUAUUCUUAAAAAUUUUCGAACGUACACGUGAUCGAAAAGAGAAAACGAGGAAGAGGAACAUGGAAAACGCAAUCGAAAAGAGAAAACGAAGAAAACGAGGAAAAGAAAAAUGAAAAGGAAAAAGAGAAGAGAUAAUAAAAAUUUUUGAAAUACGUAUCAUUCUAUAAGAAAAAUACAUUUGUACGAUGAAGAAACAUUAAAAUUAAAGCGACACGAUAUAUAUAUAUAUGUGUGUGUAUAUGUAUAUAUAUAUAUUGGUCAUUGCUUCGAGUCUGUAAACGUCGAUAAUUCUUAUAGUGCGCUUUUAUACUUCCUGACGAGCACUAGACGCAUGUAAAUCACGAUAGGGAAACGGGGUCGGUCAUUUAUUUAUUUUUUUUCUUUUUUUAUUACUCAUUUAUGAAAAGAUAACUAAAUUUUUAUUUAUGUUUUAUCGUUAAACGUAACUUUCUUGACGCAAGAAUCAGCUGUUAACAAGACUGGUUGAUCGAUAUGAAAUUUGUCAAAUGGUAAAUUACAAAUUAAAACUCUGAUCUUUUCUUACAUUUGUUAAAAUUUUACGAAUAUAUUAUAAAUUCUUCUCCGCCCCUGACCCUGGAAAGUAUUGCACUUUAGCACUCGUGUGACUUAUGACAACUCAUUUUUCAUACACGAUGUAAUGUCAUCUAUCAUGCAAAAAAUGCUUGGACUGCCACGAUAUAUGUUUUGUACUUUUAUAUAAAAAAAAAAAAAAAAUGUAAUUGUAAGGUAUGGAAUACAAGUAACACGUUUAUAUAUCAUUCACACGACACAGAUAU